UCCGUCUCCUCGUUCCGUUCCAAUUACAGUUUCGCGUCUACCGCGCCCACUUCUGCCUACUCCCCGACAUCGCCUACUUCCUCCGCCUCUUGGCGCCAGUGCGAUUCCGCUGCUUCUCUCGACCGUAUCCUUGAACCCGUCAUUAAGCGUCUGCCCCAGGAGGUCUACGAUAAUAUUCUCGCUCAGCUCGAGGCUCUGCAUACCGACUGCCACCACAAUGGCUGUGUGACCUGUUUCCAGCGCGAUCUGCAUUCCCUCUCCCUCACAUGCCGCAUCUGGGAAAAGGCUGUCCGUUCCAAGCUCUACAAUCGCAUCCAUAUCGUCGGCAAUGACUCCCCCGCACAACUUAAGAAAUACCGGCUCAAACGCGGCAGUCGUCUCAAGUUGCUCCGCCGUACACUGCGAGAGCGGAAACUGCUAGCCAACCUGGUCUUUGAACUCCGCGUUCCCCAGAUGGAAUUGCUCUUCACUUCCGGGAAACACGUCGCUCAAUGGGAGGAGUACCGCGAUCUCGUCGCCUCCGUUGUCAUGGUCUGCCCUAGUCUCGAACGUCUGCUUGGCCUCUCCAUUCCGUACCAUCACGAAUUCGACCGCCUUACACAUGCCCUUUCCACCCGCAAGAAGCUCAAAGAACAUACCUGGGUAAUUGGCGAGGCCCGCGAGACUUCUGAGGCAUCCGAGUUGUCUCCACGCAUUUCCUCCUGCCCCGGUAGUCUUGGACCCCUGCAGAUGUUUGAGUUUCUUGACUACCAUGCCUCCUGGUCCCAUCUGGAGACCAUGACCCUUUACGCCCUCGACGAGAACAAGAGCACCCUUGAACCCAGCAUUUUCCUACGCAUGCUCACCAUGCUGCCCUCCCUUCGACAUCUCUGUAUCACUGGAUUCCAUGCAGAUGCCUUUGCCGACAGCGCUCUGCUCUGUCUUCCACCUCUCGAGUCCCUGCGGCUCGAGCGUCUGCCCGGUGUCACCGACACCGGUUUGACUCAAUACACCUCGCGGCCCGAGUCACAAUCUCUCAAAUCGUUGACCUUGAUCGAGCAGAAGGUCGAGUCGUUACUGGUCAUUUCCAAGAUUCUCUCCUCCCUGCGCCAGCUGGAGCGUUUCCAGAUCGUCCAAUCCGGCACAUGUCCGCAGGUUGAACCCGAUGCCAUGGUCUUCCAACCUAUCCUGGCCUCCUCCACACUGAAAUACUUGCAUUGGGAUGUCGCCGUUCCAAAUCCUGGUACGGCGUUGAGCAAGCUGGACUAUGCUCCCUUUGUCAAGCCCCCUAAGCACACCGAUACCCCCAACUCUCACCUCGCCCAGAGCAUCAUUUCUGCAGGGUUCCCGCGUCUCCAAGCGCUGCGCGCUCCGUCUGACAUUGAGCCCCCAGGUGUUCUGCAAGCCGUCUGUCAACCGAUCCCCAAGGGGCAGGCUCUGCUUCAGCCGGAUCGCUACAGUUUGCCCCGCAGUUCCCACGGUUCUGUUAAAGCACGGCCAAUGGCCCUUCCUGCCGGCAACAACCUGACCUCGGCCCGCAUCCGCGCCCAGACGUUUAUUGAUAUGGCCGCUAAGGACUCCGAGACCGGGAUGAGAUGCUUGAUUACCGACCAUUCGGAUUCCUACGUGCCAGACAAUGCGUUGGAGGAUGCCGAGUCUGAUGACGAUGAUGAUUUUGAUGCCGAUAUGGAAGCUUUUGGAUCUUGGUCAGCCCGCGAGCGGCCUCAGCUAAACCCCACAGCGGCAGCAGAGCAGAAGCAAUCGAAUGGGCCAGUUACAGUAUUUGAUUUUCACAUGCCUGCAUAUAUGGGGCGUACAGGGUCGCGGUCAACUUAUCGGGACGUCUCGAUUCCAAAGUUCAUUUUGCGUCCCGAUCUCCCUGGACAAGAUGCGGAUGGUGGUCUCGUUGUGUGGAAACACAUCCUGGCAGCCAAUCAGUCGCUCAACUAUGCAGCUGGUGUCGGGGUACAUUGCUUUGGGAAUAAGAUAGGGCCACGGCCGCCUCCGGAGGAGCCAGCCUCUCCGGCAUCGACAGCCAUCACGACACCACGAUUAUGGAGUAGUAUUGGCAGUCGAUCCAUGAUGUCCCUCAAUACCAACAGUCCAGCAACACCCACAACACCCUCAACGCCAAUGAGUUUUGGGUCAACAUCACAUCUCCCCUGGGAGAAAGAGACCUGCACAGGGUCAUGGAAUUACGGGCAUAAGAGCGGUCGAGAUUGGUGGUUCCACAUGGAACGAGAUCGUCCAAAUCAUAUGGAUGUGAUCGAUCUCAAGCGGCUAUUCUAG
Aspergillus ruber CBS 135680 is the source of this 2268-nucleotide messenger RNA. RefSeq lists its product as uncharacterized. The annotation marks the transcript as partial. Lineage: Eukaryota; Fungi; Ascomycota; Eurotiomycetes; Eurotiales; Aspergillaceae. The record is from RefSeq and is a predicted model, not a curated record. The transcript has a single exon.